Messenger RNA from Dendrobium catenatum, 945 nucleotides. RefSeq lists its product as uncharacterized. Bases 1 to 945 code for a protein of 314 amino acids. Lineage: Eukaryota; Viridiplantae; Streptophyta; Magnoliopsida; Asparagales; Orchidaceae. The transcript is spliced from 4 exons. The record is from RefSeq and is a predicted model, not a curated record.
AUGGAAAGGUUUAAUUACAAGGAGAAUGGUGAAGAUCAGUCGUCUGCUAAUUUUUUCGAUAAGGUGGUUAAUGUGCAAAUCUCCUAUAACCAGUAUAUCUUUAAUGCUUCUUUGGUUUAUGCUUCCUCCACUAGAACUGGUCGUGUCCCUCUUUGGGAUUGCUUAACUGAUUUUGCACAUAAUAUUGAUGGUCCUUGGCUCCAAAAUAUGUGGAUUAAGCAUGCUGGGUUUUUGAAUGCUGUGUCUGACAAUUGGAAUGCUUUGGUUUUUCCUGACAAUAAUAUUCAAGGCAUGGCUAGAUUGUGGGCUAAAUUAAGUAGAUUGAAACAGCUUUCGAGAUGGUGGAAUAAACAUGUUUUUAAAAAUAUCUUUGAAAAUAUUAAGGAGGCUGAAAAUAAAGUCUUACUUGCGGAUAGACUUUUUCUUGAAGAUCCUUAUUCUGAAAAUCUGUCUAAUCUUGAUAACAGUAAACUUCAUCUUUUUAAUUUGCAAAACCAGGAAGAAAUCUUUUGGAAGCGGAAGGCUUCUAACUCUAUUUUGUUGGAAGGUGAUAGUAAUACUUCCUUUUUCCAUGCUUUAGUUAACAAGAACAGAAUUAAAAGCUAUAUUCACAAGCUUGUUGAUGAGCAUGGUGUUGUUUAUGAUAAUGGUGAUACCAUUGUUAAUUCGGGAGUGGACUAUUUCAAUAAUAUUUUUAAUGCUAUCAAGCCUGUUUCUUACAUUGUUAACACUAAUGUGAUUCCUAAUAUUUUGGAUGAGAAUGAUAAUAGUUUUCUUACCCAAUUACCCUCUGAAGACGAGAUUUGGAACACUAUCAAAGGCAUGAAUGAAGAGUCGGUGGCUCGGCCGGAUGAGUAUACUACAAAUUUUUUUGUUAAAACUUGGGACAUUAUUAAAUCUGAUGUGGUGGAUCCUGCUCAGGAGUUUUUCAAUGGUUUUUCUUAA